Molecule: messenger RNA, 2028 nt
Organism: Chenopodium quinoa (quinoa)
Lineage: Eukaryota; Viridiplantae; Streptophyta; Magnoliopsida; Caryophyllales; Amaranthaceae
Product: serine/threonine-protein kinase RIPK-like
Exons: 5
Coding region: 335-1708 (457 amino acids)
Biological process (GO): protein phosphorylation
Molecular function (GO): protein kinase activity; ATP binding
Source: RefSeq, a predicted model, not a curated record
AUAUUCAAAAGGAGUUGUAAACCUCUAUCUAAUUGUUUGUAUUGUGGAGGGUAGUUGUUGAUUUGAAUAUUAGAGGGCAAGAAAUAGGAUGUUUCCUCACUUCUCUUUAACUUUUCCUCCUCCCUUUAAAGUCUUGCCUUCCAUUUCUCAUUUUUCACCAUUUCUAAAACACAUCCUUCUUAACUUUCUCUCUCCUCUCUUUCUCUCUCUUCAUAUUUUUACAUGACAAUUUCAAUGCUCAACUAGCUACCUCAUCAUCAUUCAUCAUAACAUAUUUAUUCAAGAUCACUCCAUAAUCGCCAUUUUUAUACACAAGGACAAUACGCGUAACAUAAUGACAGUCGAUAACAAGAUCUCAUGGAGAACAUUUAUGCCAUGUUGUGGUACAUUUGAUGAAAAUUCCGUUGAUGCUCCUAAACCUAAGAAGAAAAUAGCAGCUUCAGAUCAACAUCAAUACUUUCAAAGGAAUGGUUUCGGAAAUAAUUUAAGUGACCCGAAUUCGCUUACCUUAUCAGAGGAUCUAUCUAUAUCUUUAGCUGGGUCUAACAUUCAUGAGUUAAAUCUCAAUGAGCUAAGAUUGAUUACUCAAAAUUUCUCCUCCACUAACUUCCUUGGAGAAGGCGGGUUUGGCCCGGUCCAUAAAGGGUUCAUCGAUGAUAAAAUUAGACCCGGGUUGAAGGCUCAACCCGUCGCAGUUAAAAUUCUUGACCUCGAUGGUCCCCAAGGCCAUCGCGAAUGGCUGGCAGAAGUGAAGGUGCUUGGACAACUAAGACAUCCCCACUUGGUAAAGUUGAUAGGAUAUUGCUGUGAAGAUGAACACAGAGUUUUAGUUUACGAGUAUAUGCCUCGUGGUAGUCUUGAAAAUCAACUCUUUAGAAGAUUUUCUGCUUCACUUCCAUGGUUAACAAGACUAAAGAUCGCGCUUGGAGCUGCUAAAGGGCUCGCGUUUCUUCAUGAAGCAGAGAACCCAGUCAUCUACCGCGAUUUCAAAGCCUCAAACAUCUUAUUGGAUUCUGAUUUUACCCCUAAGUUAUCUGAUUUCGGCUUGGCGAAAGAAGGUCCUGAGGGAGACGACACCCAUGUUUCUACUAGAGUUAUGGGCACACAAGGUUAUGCUGCUCCUGAAUACAUCAUGACAGGUCAUUUGACAGCCGCGAGUGAUGUAUACAGUUUUGGAGUUGUACUCUUGGAACUCCUUACAGGUAGACGAUCAAUGGACAAGAACCGUCCUCCAAGAGAACAAAACCUAGCCGAGUGGGCUAGACCACAAUUGCAAAGCCAACGACGACUUCCACGUCUAAUGGACCCAAGAUUAGAGGAUCAAUACUCCGACGAUGGGGCCCAAAAGGCUGCACUACUAGCCUACCAAUGCCUAAGCCAUCGCCCCAAGAGCAGGCCCACAAUGAGCGUCGUUGUAAAAACCUUGGAACCCUUGUUAAACCUAGUCCAUGAUAUCCCAUCCGGACCCUUCGUUUACACCGCCCCAAGUGACCAAAGUCCCGCCCAUGAUAAAUUGGGAGGUGAAACGAAGAAAGAAAACGGCCACCACCACAACAACCAUCAACAACGUCCUCAACGUCGCCACGACAUAAACCGUAUAAGAGCACCAAAGCCUUCAAGUAUAGUGAACUCGGACCCUAAUGUACAAAGAAAUCUUAGAAAUGGGUUUAACUCUCCGGGCCACCAUCACAUGGGAAGAGGAGCAUAGACCAUGCAAAAACAAAACAAAAAUGUUACUAGUAACAUUAUUUGCAUACACCCAAAAGUGGGGUCAAAAAAAAAAAGAAAAAAAAAAAAGGAAACUUCAUAUUUGUAAAUACAAAGUUUGCAAAAAUAUCAAGUGUCUAGAUAAAUAGAAUAGGGAUACAAUAUACGUUUGUUUUUUUUUUUUCUACAUUCUUUGAAUUAUGAGGGUUUUUUUAUUGAUUAGUUCAUAUUGUCAAAAUUAUAUAUACAUAUUUUUUGGAAUUGUUACAAAGUUGUAUCAAAUUAUUAUUAUAAUGAAGAUUAGAAGAAUAUAUUAUGAUA